GACAUCUAGCAGCCGAUGGGUUUAUCAGUGUUAUCUCGGAGCAUUUUGGAGCACUGGGGAGCAUAACUGAUCAUAACCUUCAAAUAAUAUUCAAUAUUUUGCGACGAUGGCAAAUAAUCGGGAGUUAAUGUCAAUUGAAUAAGUUUAUUCAUUUAGACUAGAAUUUUUGGUGAUAUGGCGAGGUACUCGAGUGACUCUGAUUCGGAUCGGAGUGGAAAGUAUCGAAAGAAGCAUUACAGGAGAUCCAGAUCCAGCAGUUCAGACUCCAGCGACAGUUCCUCAUACCGUAAACGAUCCUCCAAAUAUUCCAAAUCACGAAGGCAUCGACGCUCUCGUUCGAAAAGCCGAGAUAAUCAGAGAUCUUCAAAAAGUUACAAGUCGUCUCGAGGGAGUUCGAGGGAUAGGGACAGGCAUAGGUACAAAUCUCCCGAGAGAAAUAAAAAAAAGACGAGAUCUGCUUCGAGGGAAAAAUCCACGAGUCGAUCCAGCAGUUCUCAGUCUUACGUCAAAUCGACGACCGAGAAGAACGUCAAUAUUCUGGCCAAAGGAUUCCUGGGGUUUUCACUUGCAGAUGAGUUUACCAUCGAGCCAAGAAUAAAUGAGAGCGUUCUGGAUGAAAUUAAUGCAUCGGGCUUCACUCAAAAGCAGUUUACGUCAUCGGCUCACAGCAAAGAGAAGAAAACAAACAAAAAUAUUGUGAUUGACAUAACUGCAGACACUAUUCAAGUACCUCCAGCUGUGAAAACCUCCUCGACGAUUCAUGAGAGUAUUUUUCAUACUUCUAUUAUGAUGGACCAAGACGCUCGUUUCGACAAAUGGGUAAAAAAGCUGUUCAACUUGCGACAGAAAGCUAUAGUAGAAUUAUUCUCAACUGCCACCUCUCAGUAAUAAUUAAUAUCAACUAACAAAAAAAUAUUAAACCCCAAAAUGUACAAAGCCAAAAUAAACUAAAUACCAACCAUAA
Molecule: messenger RNA, 964 nt
Organism: Diachasma alloeum
Lineage: Eukaryota; Metazoa; Arthropoda; Insecta; Hymenoptera; Braconidae
Product: serine/Arginine-related protein 53
Exons: 4
Coding region: 175-888 (237 amino acids)
Source: RefSeq, a predicted model, not a curated record